Suillus subaureus is the source of this 717-nucleotide messenger RNA. RefSeq lists its product as uncharacterized. NCBI's taxonomy places the organism in Eukaryota, Fungi, Basidiomycota, Agaricomycetes, Boletales, Suillaceae. The record is from RefSeq and is a predicted model, not a curated record. The transcript has 3 exons. The coding region runs from base 1 to 717 and encodes 238 amino acids.
AUGGCUGCUGCGCUCAAGAACCUUGUUUCGGAGAAGUCGACACUGCCUGACCUCGUGGUGCAUCGAGGCUUUCAUCCCAUUAAUGAGUACAAUAAUCCCAAUCUCAUCCCAGGCAUGUAUCCUACUUUGUUCCCAUUUGGUAUCGGAGGAUUUGAAGACGAUACUCGAUCUAAAGCUCUGUCUUUCCAGCAACAGGCUCAAUACUACCUGAACAUAGCAGAUCGCUCUUUUCGAUACCACCAUUCAUUUAUAUUCGUGGUGUGGAACAUGAUUCAACGUCGAAUGGCCCAUCUUAAAACUUUCUUUACUCAAGUUGCACAAAAUCUUACCAAAAUAUCGCCUGCUAUUCUGGACAGUCUUGCCUCGAAAGUAGAGCGCGAGCAUAGAUUUUCGGACUUGGCGCCUGCUGAACGAAACGCGAUGAAUCUCCUGAAGCAAAUACGGAGUUAUUUCAGUUACUUCGGUUUGUCUCAUCUUUUUUUCACGUUUAACCCAUGUCCGGCUCAUAGUCCUAUCUUUCAGGUUAUGUACGGUGAUCAGACCGUUGAUUUGUCGCAUCGAUUUCCUCGCCUUGCUUCAGCAUGGGAACAUGCUAUGCAUCUUGCCCACGAUCCUGUAGCUGCAGCAGAUUUCUAUGAAUUCUCUUUCAAGUGCUGCUUCAAGUACCUCCUUGGCUGGAAUUUCAAAACACGGUCAUCUUCUCUUCUUUGGCGUUAA